GCCCUUUCUCCCUGGCCAGCCUUCGAUGCUUCUUGUAACUUCUCGUUUCCUAUAUACGUCUGUCAUAUAAGACAGACCCAGCUCCAUCACCCAGCCACUAAGCCAACUUCUCUAUCCACCACGCAACGAUGGAAUACACAAACCCCUCACAGGGUGCCCUAAUGCCCUCCCCCCCUUCCGUUUCCAACGCUCUAACCAAUACCAGUGAUAUUCCACUCAUCAACCUCUCUCCCGACGGAAACGUAAUCAUCACCAUCAACGUCAGCAACGAAGACGACCCAUCCUCUCCGCCUGAGUCACACCAACCCCAUUCCCAACCUCUCAUCCGCCUACUCGUCAACGACACCAUCAUCCGUUCCGCGUCUGAGAAGCUCUCAACUUUGCUAUUCCCACCUGAACCUGAGCGUCAGCAGCGGAAUCGACUACUCAGCCACCCAUUAGACGUAUGGCCCCAGCCCUCAAUCCCGCCAAAGGAGGUCGUCCUCCCUAUCCCGGAUGACAACAUGGACCCCGAUGCUAUGAAGACGAUUCUCUGCGUUUUACAUCUUCGCAGUAUGAAUGACAACAGUGAUCCUGUCUUCAGGCCUAGAAUGGCGUCAAAAGAAAUCAUGGACUUGGUGGCUGCUGCGUGGCUGUUCAGGAACAAGUCAGCUUUUGCGAAGUUGACUGUUGAGUUGGCGAUGAGACACCAGGAAAGCUUUACUUGGUUUUUGGAGGAUAGACUAUUGGAACAGGCGAUGCUCAAGAAGUUUUGGAUCCUUCUCAUCGAACGUACUGCUCGCCUCCGUUCCAAUCUUCUCGAACUCAUCUACAUCCUUGGACAGGAAAAUGACGCUGAUGGCAAGCCCACCCCUGCGUGUCAUCACCCUUGGCACUCCAUUGAUGAUUACCAACAGCUUUACAAACGGUUCGGGUCUGGCAGAGUCAGACCCUCCGGGGACAACUACCCGCCCAUUGAUCUUGCGUUAGGGAUAGAGACAGUCAACAAGCACGAGAGGAUGUGUCCUGACUGUCUGUGCGGAAACCGAGAACUGGAUUCUGAAGCUGUCCAAGAGAAGUUGGAGAGAAUCAAGAAGGAGGUCAGAAUCUGUUUGGAAUGUGUGGAGAAACCGGUCGAAAUGGUGUGCAGUCAUCUGAACUGA
Neurospora hispaniola is the source of this 1142-nucleotide messenger RNA. RefSeq lists its product as uncharacterized. The coding region runs from base 129 to 1142 and encodes 337 amino acids. The record is from RefSeq and is a predicted model, not a curated record. The transcript is spliced from 3 exons. Lineage: Eukaryota; Fungi; Ascomycota; Sordariomycetes; Sordariales; Sordariaceae.